AUGGUGAUAGAAACCUCAUCUGAUGAGGAGAAGGAAAACACGAUUCAGUUGAAAAACGAAGCAUUGUCUGUCACUUGCUUAAUGCUUUCCGCAAUGGAACCUGAAUUGCAAGAAAGGUUUUUGAAUUUUGAUGCCUAUACAAUCAUAAGUGAACUGAAAACAUUGUUUCAAGAUCAGGCAAGGAUAGAACGAUAUGAGACUCACAAGGCUAUACUUGCUAGCAAGCUUGUGAAGGGAAAACCUGUCAGUCCUCAUGUAAUUAGUCUUACUAGACUAUUCAAAAGGAUGGAAAAUUUGGGGACCCCAUAUGACCAAGAGUUGGCCACUGAUAUUGUUCUUAGAUCCUUAUAUGAUGGUUUUGUAUCAUUCCGAAAGCAAUACUAUAUGAAUGGUCUAAAGCAUGAUUUGAAUGAGCUACAUAAUUUUCUUAAAAAUGUUGAAGGCAAUAUGAUUGAUGACAAGAGGAAGGAAGUUAUGAAUGUCAACAAUGAGAGGGGUUUUAAGAAGGUGGCCAAGAAAAGGAAUAAUAACCAAGAGAAAGACAAACAAGUUAUCAUACCCAAUGGUGGUGGGAAGUUAAGAGUAGCCUCUGAUCAUGAUUGUUUUUUCUGCAAAGCCAAGGGACACUAA
Molecule: messenger RNA, 630 nt
Organism: Impatiens glandulifera
Lineage: Eukaryota; Viridiplantae; Streptophyta; Magnoliopsida; Ericales; Balsaminaceae
Exons: 1
Coding region: 1-630 (209 amino acids)
Source: RefSeq, a predicted model, not a curated record